GCGUAGUAAUGAUUUCGGUAGGGUGUAUAUGAAGAGACCAUAUCUUUCUGGAUGCUUCAGCGAUUCUGAGUAUAUUAAGGCCCCACUUGUCGUUGAUGAAGCGAAUCAUCAGUUCAAUAAUUUUCUGUAUCAUUGCAGUUGUCCUUUACCAUCGAGAGCGAAUCUUGAAAUAUACUGUCACACAAAUGUCUGUACGAGACCAAGCUUUUCCAGGAUUACCAGUUGUUCCUCCAAACGAUCCGUCACUGAUGAAGCCUCUAAAUGCAUCGAUUGCCCGUGGCAUUCGCCAGUCCAUCCUGGCGGUCUCCCAAUCGGAAGGCGUUGGCGCCCGAGUUCGAAGAUCGAUUGGAACUCCACGCCUUCGAAAUCUGUCACCGUUCCUGAUGCUCGACCACUUUUCGAUAUCGCCAGGGGCCGGAUUUCCAGACCAUCCCCAUAGAGGUCAAGAGACCAUUACUUAUCUCCUCCAAGGCGCUGUUGAUCAUGAGGACUUCACUGGCAGUAAAGGGACCAUCGAAACCGGUGACCUGCAGUUUAUGACUGCCGGAAAGGGGGUAGUACACGCUGAGAUGCCUAGGCAGAACGAGGAUGGAAGCCCCAAUGUGGGCCUGCAAUUGUGGGUGGACUUGCCCAAAAGCCUGAAAUACUGCGAACCGCGAUAUCGAGAUCUUCGUGCGAAAGAAAUACCCUCUGUAGAUCUAGACGAUGGCAAAGUCCACGUAAAGGUCAUCAGUGGUCAAUCUCACGGCGUCGAUAGCGUCAAGGACCUGGCCUAUACUCCUGUUUGGCUCCUCGACAUAGAGAUCAAGCCUGGGGGAAGGAUCGAGCAGCCUUUACCUGUCGGUUGGACUGCGUUCGCGUACAGUCUUGAGGGUACGGUUACAUUUGGCGAAGGUGACAAGGCUCAAACGGUUCCGCGGUAUCACAACACUGUCUUUGAGCAAGAAGGUGACAAGGUCGUCGCAUCAGUUGACGCAGGUGCAACUGAGAGUGCACGAUUCGUGCUGGUUGCUGGUCUACCACAUGAUCAAAAGAUUGUUCAGUAUGGUCCUUUUGUGCUGAAUUCUGAGGAAGAAGUUUAUCAAGCACUCAUGGACUAUCAAAUGCACCGGAAUGGCUUCGAGAGAGCGGCUAACUGGGAGAGUGAGAUAGGGAAGUCCAUGGCACACUAGAAUAACGGCAGUUGUCAAGUACGAGCGAAUUGAUAUGUAUAGUAGAGAGUUUUUGUACAACAUAUGAUGUCUGCACUUAGGAAGGAACAAAAUGCAACGUGAACACCCGGGUUAGAUAACAGAAAUUAGCUGAAAUUUAGGAUCCACGUACGGAAACUACAGUUCUUUUGCUUACCGCUCGUCGCACAAGCAUCGGAUCACUAGGGUCAGCGCAGAGCAAGCAGUGUAGCACGGCGAUGCAAGUCACCACAUGCAUAUAUGUCAC
Verruconis gallopava is the source of this 1437-nucleotide messenger RNA. RefSeq lists its product as uncharacterized. Lineage: Eukaryota; Fungi; Ascomycota; Dothideomycetes; Venturiales; Sympoventuriaceae. Bases 96 to 1172 code for a protein of 358 amino acids. The record is from RefSeq and is a predicted model, not a curated record. The transcript has 2 exons.